Molecule: messenger RNA, 1585 nt
Organism: Metopolophium dirhodum (rose-grain aphid)
Lineage: Eukaryota; Metazoa; Arthropoda; Insecta; Hemiptera; Aphididae
Product: rho GTPase-activating protein gacV-like
Exons: 4
Coding region: 219-932 (237 amino acids)
Source: RefSeq, a predicted model, not a curated record
UCUCAUAUACAUAUAGCGAGGUACAUAUACUUACACCUAUAAACCUACUUAUUGUAUCAAUAUAUAUAUAGCCCCGGGACUUGGGGUUUACGACGGCAGACGACGUCCGGCAGCCGACCAGCGAGCACCGACGACGACGACGACGACCACCACCACGAAGAAGACAGCCCGCGGCACAGUUGUAUAAUAUUCCGCAAAGGCCGGACAAGCGCCGUGAUAUGGGAUGCGCCGGGAGCAAUCCUUUGCCGGCGGGCGACGCGAUGGUGGCGUCGGCCACAACCGACAGUCGCACGGUCGCGGUCGACCCGCCGCCGAUGUCCGACACCGAAAAAGCGUGUUCGAUCGUCAAGAAGGUGGUCGGCAGCGUCAACGUCGACGACGUGGUCAAAAAAAUCCAAGACGUCGGUGGAAGCAUGGAAAAUUUGAUGGACGAGACUCAAGAAAAAUUCAGUUCAAUAUUUGGAAAAGCAGAAAAACAAGUUAAUGAUGUAGAAAAAUCAGUAGAAGACAAAGUAAACGAUUUUACUUCAACUAUGCCAGAAAAACCUAAAAUACAAGAAGUUAUUCUUCUUACAGUUGAAGAAACUAGAGUAAUACCAAUAGACAUACUCAAGUGUGAAGUUCUAACAAAUGGAAAUGAUGCCGUGGUUGAAGAGGUAAAUAACAAUACAAAAGAAGAACAGACAGAAAUAAAAGCAGAAGAUUCUCAUAUCGAUGUAAAUGAAAAACAAAAUGAGGAAGAAGAUAAAGUUGAAGAAGAAAAAGUUGAAGAAGAAAAAGUUGAAGAAGAAAAAGCCGAAGAAGAAAAAGUCGAAGAAGAAAAUGUCGAAGAAGAAAAAGUUGAAGAAACAAAAUCUGAGGAAGAAGUGAAGGAAGAAGAAGAAAAAGAAGAAGAAAAAAUUGCUGAAAAAGAAAAAGCUGAAGAAAAUUAAGUAGAAGAGUAAAUAUCAAAGUAGGCAAAUUAACUAAAGGACGGCUCAAAACUAUAUUAAAUACAUUUUAUACCUACAAAGAAAAAGCUAUUUGAAAGAUUUAUAUACCUAUAGUGGAAUUAAUAAUUUUAUACAUUAUAUUUUUUGAUAAAAUUUUAUAGAAUUAAAAUUGCAUUACCAAUGUAUAGUUAUUUUAUUAUAUUGUAUACGGUUUUAAGAUAAUUUUUUUAUACUUAAUAAAAACAAUUUUAAAUUUAAAUCUACCUUACACAUUGAACUUGUUGACGAAUUUAACAGGACACAAAUGGACAUUUUCCGCCUAAAAGGCACCGUUAGACUUCAUAAGUAGAUUUUUAUUAUUUUUAAAUCGAGUAUAUUAUGAGUAAUUAUUAUUUAUUACUGAGGGUUGUAAAGCUUAGUAUGGUAAUAAAAUAAAUUAAAAUUAUUUGAUAGUAUCAGGAGUACUAUGUACAUUGACUGUGAUAUAUAAUUAUAAUUAACUAUAUUAUAGAAAAAAGCAAAAACCAUGGAAAGAACAAUCAAUUAUUAUUUGUAAAAGGACUUGUCAAAAAUGUGCAUCCUUCUAGUAAAACCUGAAAUAUCGGCACUGUAUUACAAUUUAUUAAAUUACAAAAUUUCAAAUAAAUGAUUGC